GCGCAGUAGAAGCACUGCUACUGCGCACAAAUGUUCUUGCGAUCCAGGUGGGAGGAGAAGCACCUGUUGUGCGCACGUAGAAUGUGAAACCCUCGGAGCACUACCAUUUCAUUCGAAACCUUAGCCCCGGAAAAUUUGAACACUCACGAACUUUCGCUUUCUAGCCUUUGCGCUGGCUUUUAACGGAUGAUGUGCCCUUCAAGACUUGCCUUGCUGAUAACUAUGGCACUAGGAAUUAACGCCGUCACUCUCCAAGACCUUAUGAGUGCUCUUCAUACAUUUGAGAAAGUGUGGGUCCGUUAUCGGAGUUAUGAGAGAAGCACUUUGGGCCACAAACACACAUGCCUGUAUAAUGAAGUACGCAGCCACCGACAAACCUCUUAUUUAUUCACCCAGCACUACGAGGUUGACUUGAAGUGGAGAAGCCAGCAGGUAUAUGCAAGUGUAUUUCAAGGCAAGCGUGGCGAAACAGUAAUGCGACUGAGCCAGAGACCAGGAACAUAUGGUGUUGACCACACCCUAGUUUUUUGGCAUCCCGUGGAACACUGUUUUGUAUUCACUCGAAUAUUCGAAGGUAAGCGACACUGCGAGAUGUGGGUCUGGGGUGACCACGUUCGGAAACACGUGCCUCAGUGCCAGCUAGCAUAUAAGCGUCAUUGCAGCCCACAAUAUCCUGUUUACACACAUGCUUGUGGACCGCCCUGAAUAAAAAAAGUUAAUUACUGUUUCUUGGACAGA
Dermacentor silvarum is the source of this 738-nucleotide messenger RNA. RefSeq lists its product as uncharacterized. The coding region runs from base 187 to 705 and encodes 172 amino acids. The transcript is spliced from 5 exons. Gene Ontology annotation, molecular function: amine binding. NCBI's taxonomy places the organism in Eukaryota, Metazoa, Arthropoda, Arachnida, Ixodida, Ixodidae. The record is from RefSeq and is a predicted model, not a curated record. Gene Ontology annotation, biological process: symbiont-mediated perturbation of host defenses.